ACCCUACCCCACGAGCCACUACGGCUUCAGCUGUGUGUCGUAAGAGUUGUUUGACGUUAAAUGGUACACAAGUUCCUGGCAUCUCAGCGCAGCCGGAUUGUGGGAGGAGGUGUUUUUUUCUGCUGAACGGAGGAACUUGACGUUGUUUACAUUAUUAGAUUAUGGAUAAUACAGAAGCUACCAGAAGACUGCACACCAAAAAGCAAACCUUGGACGAUGCAUAUGCCGCCCCUGCGAAUUUCUUGGAAAUUGACGUGAUAAAUCCCAUUACUCACGGUGUCGCAAAAAAAAGAUACACGGAUUAUGAAGUUCGGAUGAGGACAAAUUUACCAGUGUUUAAGAUCAAAGAGUCAAGCGUGAGACGAAGGUACUCAGACUUUGAAUGGUUGAGGAGUGAAUUGGAGAGGGACAGCAAAAUUGUGGUUCCACCUCUGCCUGGAAAGGCUAUCAAACGUCAACUCCCAUUCAGAAAUGAUGAUGGUAUCUAUGAUGAAGAUUUCAUUGAGGACAGGCGUAAAGCCCUGGAAGGAUUUGUGAACAAAAUUGCCGGACAUCCAUUAGCACAGAAUGAACGCUGCCUCCACAUGUUUCUACAAGAGCCAGUUAUUGAUAAGAAUUAUGUUCCAGGCAAGAUUCGACCCAACUAACCAGGACUUUGUUACAUCAGAUGAAAAAUCAUGUCACUCAUUCCUUCAUUACCUGUUUCUCUUUAACACCCUCCCCCCUUCUGUUGGUUAUAAUGAAUUUAUCGUGAAUACAAUCGUAGCGUCUUUAAAUACUUUCAAAUGCUAUGAAUUUGUUAAAUCUGAACUGUUCCGUCACCAUCAUUACACUGCAUCAA
Daphnia carinata is the source of this 841-nucleotide messenger RNA. RefSeq names its product sorting nexin-12-like (gene Snx3). Gene Ontology annotation, biological process: endocytic recycling; late endosome to Golgi transport. The coding region runs from base 162 to 647 and encodes 161 amino acids. Gene Ontology annotation, molecular function: phosphatidylinositol-3-phosphate binding. The transcript has 5 exons. The record is from RefSeq and is a predicted model, not a curated record. Gene Ontology annotation, cellular component: early endosome membrane; retromer complex. Lineage: Eukaryota; Metazoa; Arthropoda; Branchiopoda; Diplostraca; Daphniidae.